AAAAAUGUAUCGUAAGACAAUUGUAGUCCUUGCCAUCUGUGCACUUCUUUUUGUUUCUUCAAUUGACUGCAAGAAGGUAGCCAAGGACAAGAAGGGUGGAAAAGCUGAGAAAGCCGAGAAAGUGAAGAAGGUGAAAGCUGAGAAAAUUGUGAUCGUCGAUGAGCCAGAAGUUGUUCACGAAGCAGCACCAGAAGAGGUUCAUCAUGCUCCAGAAGAAGUUGAAGAAGCCGAGGAAGUUGUUGUCGUCAAGCAGCCAGUUGCCCAGAAGCACAAAAUUUCUCCACCAAAGUCAUUGAAGGUGACCAGCGCCUUCGAGACCUGCAAACUUGAGUGCAGAAAGCAGAGAGAUGCCGUUCAAGCCGCUGAUUACGUCGAGCAACUCCGACGUGAGCUCGCCUCCGCUCAAGCCGCCCUCGACGCCGAAAAUGCUCCAGUAGUCAAUGCUCACCACGCUCAAGCCCAGCACGUGGAGCCAGUUGACAAUCAAUAGAUUUUUACAUUGAAAACACUGAAUUCAAAAACUAUAUCAUUUAUUAUUCUUAUCAGCAAAUUAAGAAUUAACCAUCACCAUCAUCAUCACAAUCACGUUUUGUUUUAUCAAUACAAUCGAUUCGAUUCAAUAAAAUGUUUAU
This is a messenger RNA of Caenorhabditis elegans, 632 nucleotides long. RefSeq lists its product as uncharacterized. Lineage: Eukaryota; Metazoa; Nematoda; Chromadorea; Rhabditida; Rhabditidae. The transcript has 4 exons. Bases 5 to 490 code for a protein of 161 amino acids. The record is from RefSeq and is marked reviewed.